Messenger RNA from Columba livia (rock pigeon), 2741 nucleotides. RefSeq names its product dual specificity phosphatase 15 (gene DUSP15). Gene Ontology annotation, cellular component: nucleus. Gene Ontology annotation, molecular function: protein binding; RNA polymerase II cis-regulatory region sequence-specific DNA binding; protein tyrosine/serine/threonine phosphatase activity. The transcript is spliced from 15 exons. The coding region runs from base 450 to 2417 and encodes 655 amino acids. Gene Ontology annotation, biological process: regulation of transcription by RNA polymerase II; protein dephosphorylation; immune system process. Lineage: Eukaryota; Metazoa; Chordata; Aves; Columbiformes; Columbidae. The record is from RefSeq and is a predicted model, not a curated record.
UCACUGCGUGGCCGCACAGACCUUCCUUGAUGGAGCGGGACAAAGGUUUUCUUCUUCUCCCAACACUGCGGCCUUGUGCGGUGGCGACAGGCAGCGGUGACAGGCAGCAGCCGGCGCGGCCCCGCACUCCCACGCCAGGCACAGGGGGGAGUUUCUCCUCCUUUGUCUGCGCCCGGCGAGAUCAGCAGCCGCAGCCGGGGAACGGCCUGGGCAGGACGGCGGCCGAGGUCCCCUCUGCCCCGGCACAGCCGCCACUGGCUCGGACUCGCAGGGGACAAAGCCACCCGCCGCGAGCAGCCAUCCCGGGGGAGCCAAGCUCUUCAUGACAGAAACCCAACCAGGAAGUGUCUGGAGCAGGAACAGCGGCUGCGCCUGGGGACAGGGAGGACGGCGACACUGGGAACAAGGACACCCGCAGCCCGUCCCCCCCGCAGUGCCCGCUGCCGGCCAUGGGGAACGGCAUGACCCAGAUCCUGCCUGGCCUUUACCUCGGGAAUUUCAUCGAUGCCAAAGACCUGGAACAGCUGAGCCGGAACAAGAUCACCCACAUAAUUUCAAUCCAUGAAUCUCCCCAGCCCUUGCUGCAGGACAUCACCUACCUCCGCAUCCCCCUGCCCGACACCCCUGAGGCCAACAUCAAGAGGCACUUCAAGGAAUGCAUCAGUUUUAUCCACCAGUGUCGCCUGCAUGGAGGGAACUGCCUCGUCCACUGCCUGGCCGGCAUCUCCCGCAGCACCACAGUGGUCGUUGCCUAUGUCAUGGCUGUCACGGAGCUGAGCUGCCAGGAUGUGCUGGACGCCAUCCGUGCCGUCCGGCCUGUUGCCAACCCCAACCCCGGCUUCAGACAGCAGCUGGCUGAGUUCGACGGGAGUGCAGCCCGCAAGGUCCGCAGGCACCUGAAGCAGAGAUAUGGGACAUCAGCUUUCAACGAUGAGGAAGAAAUCAAGGCCCUGCUGCCUGCAGGGAGAGGAGGAGCAUCCAGGACAGAGGGAGCUCUGCAAGGACUGGUCCCAAGAGCCAGGGACAUCAGGAGCACGACUCCCUUCCUGCUGCGGGUGAAGAGGACGUUCUCCUGCAUCCCGUCGGCUCCGCGCUUUCGCUUUCGCCGCCCCGGCACGUUCCCUCGGGGCGGCGGGGCCGGGGCCGCCAUGGCGGAGCCGGGGGGACCCAUGCGGCUGAAGGAGUGGCUGAUCGCGCAGAUCGACAGCGGCCGGUACCCGGGGCUGCGCUGGGAGAACCGGCACCGGACGCUGUUCCGCAUCCCCUGGAAACACGCGGCCAAGCAGGAUUACCGGCAGCAGCAGGACGCCGCGCUCUUCAAGGCUUGGGCCAUCUACAAGGGGAAGUACCACGAGGGGACGGACAAGGCUGACCCCUCCACCUGGAAGACACGUCUCCGCUGCGCCCUCAACAAGAGCACCGACUUCCAGGAGGUGCCUGAGCGGAGCCAGCUGGACAUCUCCGAGCCCUACAAGGUGUACCAGAUUGUGUCUGAGGGCACCCGGGAUGCAGAGAAGGACGGUGACACACAGUCCCCAGCUGGAGAGGAUCAGCAGGCCAGCACCACGAGGAGCCUGGAGGAGGAGAACCAGAAGGGCACGAUGGAGACGUGCCACAUGUCUCCGCUGCCUCUACUCUCUACCCACCCAGCUGAGCGAGGGUACCACGUGAGGGGAGUUUUCUAUGGCUGGAACCCAACUCACAGCCACCUCCUCCCCGGACCCAUGUCCUAUGUUCCUGUGGAGGACGUCAACCACUCAGACUGCUGGCUCCACGUCCGCCUCUACUACUGUGAUGUGCUGGUGAAGGAGGUGACCACCCGCACGGCCGAGGGCUGCCGCAUCACCUCCCGUGCUGUACUGGCUGACAGCGAGCGCCUCUACGGCCCCUCCUGCAUGGAGCAGAUCGAGUUCCCCUCACCACGGGCACUGGGUGGCACUGGCCGGGGGACCGGCAUGACCACUGUGCUGGAGAGGCUCCUGCCCCAUCUGGAGCGGGGGGUGCUGCUGUGGGUCGCACCUGAGGGCGUUUUCAUGAAGCGGCAGUGCCAGGGCAGGGUGUACUGGAAUGGGCCACUGGCCCCGCACAGGGACUGGCCCAACAAGCUGGAGCGGGAGAAGACCUACAAGCUGCUGGACACGCAGCAGUUCCUGCAGCAGCUGCGGGGGUACCUGAGCCAUGGGCAGCCCGCACCGCAGUACCAGAUCCACCUGUGCUUUGGAGAGGAGUAUCCCACCAGCACCAGGAGCCACUUCCAGAAGCUUAUCAUGGCCCAUGUGGAGCCAGUGUUUGCGCGGGAGCUCUUCCAUCACGCCCAGCGCAUGGGGCCGAUGCUGCUCCGAGACUCCCCUCAGCCCUGCGCCCCUGGUGCCUCCAGCCACAUCAUCCGUGUCCUCAAACAGCUCUGCCAGCCCUGAGCCAAGUGGGCGGCGGGAGAACCCAGUCAUGAUGAAGCCUGGGAGCGGGGUGCUCUGCCCUGCCAUGGCCCCGCUCCAGCUGUGAGCCCCUGAGCUGGCACAUGUAGGGUGCUCAGCGCCACAGGGCAAGACACAGGUGGGCUAGGAGGUGGUGCUGCUGCCCCCACACAAAAGCCUGUAUUUAUUCCCUGGGAGCCAGCCGGGUAGGAUUCGCUGUGUGCUUGUUCGGUGAGCCAGGCCAGAGCCAGCUCAAUCCAUCCUCAUGCCUUGCACUGCCAGGACUCGCUGUUUGCGAACCUCAGAAAUAAAGGCUGUGUUUCAGUG